UUGCAAAACGUACCAGUCUUGUCCAAUAUAUAUCCACUUUUCUCUCUCUCAAUUAUACAAAAUAUCUGGAGAUAUAUUAUUGAUAGAUUGAACAGCAGGAGGAGGAGGAGGGGGAGGUAGGCUAAUCAUUUCCAGGCUAAAAAAGCAUUAAAAACCAAGCUAUGCUGCUGCCGUGUCUUCAGUUUUAUUGAACGAGAUUAGUUGCCGUCAUUGUGCUUGGAUAUGUUUACUUCUAAUUAGGUGAUUUGAGAUUGGUUAGUGGAUUGCCAUGUCAGGGAGAGUUAGGCCCUCUGCCUUGUGGCAUACUAAAGUUUCUUUCAAAUAGUAGCAUGGAGAAGAAAAAAAUAGAUGAAUAUGAACCAGGACCGCCUCCUUCACCAAGACCACUGGAUAGGUUUGGCUUUGUGAAGCAAGAGGUUAAUAAUUCACCACAUGGUUUAACCAAAGGAAGGUCAGCUUAUGAAUUUGAGAGGGAGGAAAGAAGGGUAAGAAAAUGGAGGAAGAUGAUUGGGGUUGGAGGGAGUGAUUGGAAGCAUUAUGUUCGAAGAAAACCUCAUGUUGUUAAGAGGCGCAUAAGGAAAGGAAUCCCUGACUGUUUAAGGGGUCUUGUUUGGCAGUUGAUCUCCGGAAGUCGAGACCUUUUGCUGAUGAACCCUGGGGUUUAUGAGCAACUAGUUAUAUAUGAGACAUCAGCAUCGGAGCUGGAUAUAAUUAGAGAUAUUUCUCGGACCUUCCCAUCGCAUGUUUUCUUCCAGCAGAGACAUGGUCCUGGUCAAAGGUCGCUGUACAAUGUUUUGAAGGCUUACUCUGUGUAUGAUAGAGAUGUUGGAUAUGUUCAGGGGAUGGGAUUUUUAGCUGGUUUACUACUUCUUUAUAUGAGUGAAGAGGAUGCUUUUUGGUUGUUGGUUGCAUUGCUGAAAGGAGCGGUCCAUGCUCCAAUGGAGGGAUUAUAUCAGGUGGGUCUGCCUCUUGUACAACAAUAUCUCUUUCAGUUUGACUGCUUGAUGAAGGAGCAUAUGCCGAAACUGGGAGAGCAUUUCACCCAAGAAAUAAUAAAUCCUAGCAUGUAUGCAAGCCAGUGGUUUAUAACUGUUUUCUCAUACUCUUUUCCAUUCCACUUGGCCCUUCGGAUUUGGGAUGUCUUCCUUUACGAGGGUGUAAAAAUUGUUUUCAAAGUGGGUCUGGCACUGCUAAAAUAUUGCCAUGAUGACUUGGUCAAAUUGCCCUUUGAGAAGCUUGUACAUGCUUUGCGUAAUUUCCCUGAGGGUGCAAUGGAUCCAGAUACAGUACUGCCUAUGGCUAACUCCAUCAAGGUGUCCAGACGUUUGGAAGAGCUGAAACAGGAGUAUGAUAAGAAGAAUGGAAAGCUUAGUCAUUCCACAGAAAUUAACAGGAAUCAGGAACAGUUACAAUGAAGGUUUUUCUCUUCUUUCAAGGGAGCUAAGCCUUUAGUUAUUCCAUACAUUCUGAUUCUUUUAUUCUUUUGUCAUGAGCUAUCUUAUAGUAUGAAAAAUGUAUAUAAAGCAUUUACUUCCGUGAUGGCCUGAUGCUCCAUAGUUGCUUGGUGGAGUUGAAAAUGUCCAUGAAACAUGUGAUGCAUACGGAUUAGAGAAAGUAGUGUGACAUUAGUGGUCAGAUCUAGUCAUCUCCUACUAGGAUGGGAUUCUCUUCUUGAUUGUAAUGCAUUGAAUAUGAUAGUGAUAAAGAUGAUGACUAGAUUGUGUCUUUUCAGCAAUGAUUGCAUGGGAGGUGUGUAAUUUCGGUAUAAUAGUUCAAGAAUUAUUUUUAAA
Molecule: messenger RNA, 1790 nt
Organism: Populus trichocarpa (black cottonwood)
Lineage: Eukaryota; Viridiplantae; Streptophyta; Magnoliopsida; Malpighiales; Salicaceae
Exons: 10
Coding region: 330-1415 (361 amino acids)
Source: RefSeq, a predicted model, not a curated record